This is a messenger RNA of Leptomonas pyrrhocoris, 2098 nucleotides long. RefSeq lists its product as hypothetical. The transcript has a single exon. Bases 704 to 2098 code for a protein of 464 amino acids. NCBI's taxonomy places the organism in Eukaryota, Euglenozoa, Kinetoplastea, Trypanosomatida, Trypanosomatidae. The record is from RefSeq and is a predicted model, not a curated record. Gene Ontology annotation, molecular function: short-chain carboxylesterase activity; monoacylglycerol lipase activity.
AGGAAUCGUUUUCCCACUUUUUCUGUUGGUUUUUGUUUUUUGGUUUUCUUCUUCUGCUAUCCGCGCUGUUGCUCCUCGGCGAGCCGCUUCUGUCAAGACGGUGUUAGAAUAUUUUUUUUUUUCAAUUGCUCUUCGCAUAUUCCUUCCCGAAUAAUUGCUCGUCAUUCUGUGUGUGUGUGUUGUUCCUGAAAGUGCUGCUCGCCUCUUCACGUUCCAUUCACACGCCACACACCCGCAUAUACAUUUGUAUAUUUGUUGUUUUGUAAGAAGGGAGAGGCUCUUACCACUGUACGUGGCACCUCGCUGUCCUUCCAUUGUGGACGUGUUCCUCGCUUAUUAGCUUUACCAAUCAUCCCCUGUUUUUUGUUAGUUUUGUUUUGAUAUCUACAUAUCUGCAAAGUGCAGAAGAGGGGAGAGUGGGUGAACAUAACCUCUUAUUCAUGUGUGUCUUUCUUUACUGCUCUCUAUCGUUUUUGUUUAUUUAUUUGGUGGUUGUCAUGCACACCGAGGCACAUCCACAGGUGUGAAACACACAAAGAGCUCCUUCUCUGAUAGACCUAUAUACUUCAAGCGGCGGCAGGCACGGGGGCUUCGCUGAAACAGGAGAAAAAGAAACAAAGAAGGAGUGUGCGCGAAGAGCAGCACGCGAUCACGACGACGACAGCAGCCACAACAACAAAACAGUGUUUAUCAGAAGGUGACCAUGCUCCUCUCUGCCCGCCUUUCGUUUGCCGCGAAACACCUGUUUGCGCACGUCUUCUUUUACCUCAUUCCGCGGCUGUUGUCUGGCAUUCUUAGUCGCUGGCCACGCCGCAUCUUGAGCUGGUGGAGGCUGCUCCCAGCACCGAAGGAUGAGCGUGAGGUGACGCUGAUCGCAAAUAGCGGCGACGUGCAUCAUCUUCGACAGCGCUUUGCCCUGCCGGCGCCGAAUCAGCCGCCCAUGCGCUACAGCUCGCCGCUGUACAACGGCCACAUCGAGACUGUACUGGCCGGCCUGCGCAGCGGACCCGCCGUGCGCUUUGAACGCGAGCUCGUCGAAGCAGAUGGCGGCCAACACGUCAACAUGGACUUUCUCUAUCCGCCUGCCUCCCCAGACAUGUCCGCCGCCGCACCCGCCGCGAAGGGGAAGGCCCCGCACGCCAAGGGAAUCUUCUUCGUCGUGCCGGGCCUGCUAAACGCCUCCACCACGAAUUAUAGUCGCCACUUCGCAGACGUCGCCGUGCGCAGCGGCUUUGCGGUGUGCGUGCUCAACUACCGCGGCAUGGGCACGACGCCGCUGGAGGUGCCACGCCUCUUCAGCGCCACCUUCACGGCUGACAUCUGCUACUGCCUGCACCACUACCUGCGCCCAGAGCAGGUGCAGUCCCGUCUCGGCACUCCAGAGCCGGUACCGCUGAUCGCCGUCGGCUUCUCCCUUGGCGGCGUGACGCUGAUGAAGUACUUGGGCGAGCAGGGCGUGGCGGCCGCCGAGAGGGAGAGGAAGGAGAGCUUGCCGGAGGGGAGUGUGCCACCCGACACCCCCGUCUCCGCCCUUUUCACCGUGACCUCCCCGUACGACCUGAUCGAAGCGGACAAGAUGUGCGACACGGCGGCUUACCGGCACCUCUACGAAAAGCCGUUUGCGGUGGGGCUGCGCAAGUACUCUCAUCACAAUCGUGCGAUGCUCGCACAGCUGCCGAACGUGGACGCGAGGUGGCUCUUUGAGGGGCCGAGCCCAGGCAUCAACCGCAUCUCCUCGAUCCGGGAGUUUGACGUAUUCAUCAACGCGGGCCACAACGGGUUUGCUAGCACGCGGGAGUACUACGCCGCGGCGCAGCCAUUCACGUGGCUUGCACGCUGCCGCACACCGGUGCUGUGCAUUGGUGAUCGCAACGACGUAGUGGCCGGGCUUUUUGUGCCGGACGCGCAGUGGCGGGCGCUGGUGGAGCAGAACCCGUACGUCGUGUACGUGUGCUUUCCCGUGGGCGGGCAUCUCGGCUUCGUGGGCGGCAUCACGGCGGAGUGGCGCGGCGAGGCGACGGAGGCGGAGCGGCUUGUGUUGAAGGCGUCCUCGCAGUAUUGUCGCGCGUCGGCGGCAGCACAAAGCAAAGCAAAGUAA